UCCACACCCUUGAAUACAUACAUUUGCCUUGAUAGAUGAUGAGGAUGGCAAUGUUGUUCUAUAUGAUGGUGUUUGCAACAAUAUGUUCAUCAUCAUCAUCCAUGGCAAUAACAAGAGAGCAAGAAGAAGAUAGAAUAAGAGAGCUUCCGGGUCAGCCACGUGUCAGAUUCUCACAGUUCUCAGGAUAUGUAAGUGUAAACAAGAAACAUGGUAGAGCACUCUUCUACUGGCUCACUCAGUCUCCCUCUUCUCCCAACAACAAACCUCUUCUUCUCUGGCUCAAUGGAGGACCUGGUUGCUCAUCAGUAGCAUAUGGGGCAUCAGAGGAAAUUGGACCAUUCAGGAUAAACAAAACUGGUUCUUCUUUAUAUCUUAACAGAUAUGCUUGGAACAAAGAAGCAAAUAUUCUGUUUCUUGAAUCACCUGCUGGUGUUGGUUUUUCUUACACAAAUAUCAGCUCUGAUCUCCUAACUUCUGGGGACAAAAGAACAGCUCAGGAUGCACUGAUUUUUCUAGUUAAAUGGAUGUCAAGAUUCCCACAGUAUAAAUAUAGGGACUUUUACAUUGCUGGGGAGAGUUAUGCAGGUCAUUAUGUGCCUCAGUUGGCUAAGAAAAUCUAUGAUUAUAAUAAAGAACAUCCCAACAUUAUUAAUCUCAAAGGGUUCAUUGUGGGAAAUGCUGUGACUGAUAACUACCAUGAUAGCAUUGGAACUGUGACAUAUUGGUGGAGCCAUUCAAUGAUAUCAGAUCAUUCAUACAAAUCUAUCAUCAAACAUUGUGAUUUCAAAGCACAGAACACUUCUCAAGAAUGCAAUGAUGCUGUGAACUAUGCAGUCAACAAUGAAUUUGGAAACAUUGAUCAAUACAGUAUCUAUACUCCUACAUGCCCAGCAUCACAAAACAGCACUCUUAGGCGCAUAAGGCUAAAGACUACAAUGUUUCAUAUGAUUUCUGGCUAUGACCCUUGUACUGAAAAUUAUGCAGAGAAAUAUUAUAAUCUUCCUCAAGUGCAGAAAGCAAUGCAUGCAAAUGUUACCAACAUUCCUUACAAAUGGACUGCUUGCAGUGAUGUGCUCCUGAAAAAUUGGAAGGACUCUGAAUUUUCUAUAUUGCCCAUAUACAAAGAGUUAAUUGCAGCUGGAUUGAGAAUAUGGGUUUUCAGCGGGGACACAGAUUCAGUGGUUCCAGUUACAGCCACAAGGUUUUCACUCAACCAUCUCAACCUCACCAUUAAAACUCCUUGGUAUCCAUGGUACUCAUCAGGUGGACAGGUAGGUGGAUGGACAGAGGUAUAUGAUGGACUGACAUUUGCAACAGUGAGAGGAGCUGGACAUGAAGUACCACUGUUUCAGCCAGAGAGAGCUCACAUUCUUUUCAAGUCAUUUUUGGCAGGGAAGAAGCUACCAAAGUCUUGAAAUGUGUUACAGUGUUUAACUUAGCUGCACCUCAAUGCAUUCUUUAACCAAUCAGAUAUCAAUAUUUUUUUCCAUCUCAUUUGCUUAAACAGAUAAUAUACACCUACUCAUUAAAUUGUAACA
Molecule: messenger RNA, 1538 nt
Organism: Arachis duranensis
Lineage: Eukaryota; Viridiplantae; Streptophyta; Magnoliopsida; Fabales; Fabaceae
Product: serine carboxypeptidase 24
Exons: 9
Coding region: 36-1415 (459 amino acids)
Biological process (GO): proteolysis; brassinosteroid mediated signaling pathway
Molecular function (GO): serine-type carboxypeptidase activity
Source: RefSeq, a predicted model, not a curated record